GAGCUGAGGCAGUAGCGCGCGAUCCGCCGCGGCCGGCCGCCGUACGCCGCACGCGCGCAACGAACGAACGACCCGCACUCCCGCGCACGAAUUGCAUUGCGAUAUAUCGCAACAAAUAACGAUACCGAUCCGCCCCUAAACAAACGAACCCCUUUUCUUUCGCACCGAUAAACUUUAUAAAUCUACACAGUGCACCAUCUUUAAUAUUCGCGAGGGCGGAUUAUAACGAAUAAAUCGACUAACAAACACGAACCGCUCGAAGGUGUCGCGUCGCAAAAAGCGCAACACAAUAGAGUAAGCGUCUAAUUUUAAACGUGGUUGGUUGAGUUAGCACCGCAAAGAUGCAGAACAUUGAUCCGCUGGAGUUCGCCAAUAUCCUCGCCACCGAGCUAUGGUGCCAACAGUUGGCAAACCUCGAGGGCCUCCAGUCGGGGGUCCCAACCCGCACCACGGCGACCAUCACGCCCACGCAGCUGCGCAACUUCGAGCAGACUUACAUCGAGUUGAACAACUGCCACAGCGAUCAGGCCAAUCACGCGGGCUUCGUACCCCCAUCUGUCACGCAGGCCAAUUACGGCAUACUGAAUCCAGUGGGUUACUGUGAUUCGGGUCCGACGACUCUCCAUGUGUCGCCGGGCCCAUUAUCAGCGAGCGGAGACAGCAGUAGUAGUCCAGGACUUCCCGCGCCCAAACGACGCAAUAUGGGGGGCAGAAGACCGACCAAAGCCCCCCAGGACUUAUCACCCGAAGAGGAAGAACGCAGAAAGAUACGCCGUGAACGAAACAAAAUGGCUGCCGCUCGAUGCAGAAAACGAAGACUCGAUCAUACAAAUGAACUCCAAGAGGAGACUGAUAGGCUGGAAGAGAAGAAACAGGCAUUACAGGAUGAAAUUAGAAAGUUAAAUUCCGACAGAGAUCAGUUACAAGCAAUAUUGCACAACCAUUUACCUCUGUGCCGGCUCAACAAGAGGUCGAGCAGUCCGCCCGACGUGAAGCCCUUCCAAGACCCCUACGUGCUUCCCGAAAUACCGCAAGACGGCGUUAGAGUGAAGGUUGAAGUGAUGGAUCCCGCGGUCGACCCCGUGCUCGCUUUAGAUAAUGAUAUCUUUACCUCGCCGACACCGGACAAAAGGAUAAUGUUGUCGGCGGCGAACCCGGCGGUGGUGACGAGCGCGGCGGCGCUGUCGCUGGACACGCCGCCCGCGCACGCGCCCGCGCGACCCAACAGACCCAACUUCCUGCAGGUGCCGCUCACCGUCACACCCGCACAGGUGAGAUUUAACAGAUAACGGCC
Molecule: messenger RNA, 1294 nt
Organism: Zerene cesonia (dogface butterfly)
Lineage: Eukaryota; Metazoa; Arthropoda; Insecta; Lepidoptera; Pieridae
Gene: kay
Product: transcription factor kayak
Exons: 4
Coding region: 342-1289 (315 amino acids)
Biological process (GO): regulation of transcription by RNA polymerase II
Cellular component (GO): nucleus
Molecular function (GO): DNA-binding transcription factor activity, RNA polymerase II-specific; RNA polymerase II cis-regulatory region sequence-specific DNA binding
Source: RefSeq, a predicted model, not a curated record